Messenger RNA from Rotaria socialis, 633 nucleotides. Lineage: Eukaryota; Metazoa; Rotifera; Eurotatoria; Philodinida; Philodinidae. The record is from the annotation of a GenBank genome assembly.
AUGGCUUCUUCAUUGCCAUCGAUGUCUGAAAAACGAAAGAUGCCAUCGUCAGAUAAUGUUAAUGGAAAUCAACCAAAAAAGAAUCAUUGGUCAGCAGGUUUAUCAGCAGCCGUAGAUGACGAGAGUAUUCAAGUAUACAAAGAUGACUUGUGUACUGUUAUUAACGAUAAAUUUCCAAAAGCUCGCAUUCAUUUACUUGUUAUUCCUAAUGAAAAUAUUACAAAUCUCAAAUCGGUCAAUAAUGCUCAUCUAUCUUUACUAAAACAUAUGCUUAAAGUUGGCAAAGAAACAGCUGAAAAAGUUGCAGCUAAAGCAAAUGCUUGUGGCUCAUUUGCUCAUUUUCGUUAUGGCUAUCAUGCUAUUCCAUCAAUGUCACUUCUUCACAUGCAUGUCAUCAGUCAAGAUUUUAUAUCAGACAGUUUAAAAACAAAAAAACAUUGGAAUUCUUUUACAAGCGAUUAUUUUCUUGAUGCAAGUCAAGUUAUUGAUGAUCUACAAGCAAAUGGUUGUAUUCGUGUUGACACAAUACGAAUGGGAAAACUUCUUGAUAAUGAAUUAAAAUGUCAUCGAUGUUCGAAUAAUUUUAAAACAAUGCCUAAACUUAAACAACAUUUACUGAUGCAUACUUCGUAA